Messenger RNA from Exophiala mesophila, 2056 nucleotides. RefSeq lists its product as uncharacterized. The transcript has a single exon. Lineage: Eukaryota; Fungi; Ascomycota; Eurotiomycetes; Chaetothyriales; Herpotrichiellaceae. The record is from RefSeq and is a predicted model, not a curated record. The coding region runs from base 344 to 1984 and encodes 546 amino acids.
CUUCAACAUUGAUAUCAGUCACGUGUAACACUAAGCCCAAAAAGGCAAAGGAUCAAUAAUGACGCGUGCUCGGUCCAACCCAAACUUCUUUCCAACAAACUAAACUCAUCAACCGCGUAGCGAGUCACUUGAUGUCGGAGUUGUCCUUCUUCUUGUUGUACUCGUACCACCAAACACGACAUCACCACACCUGAACCAAUAUUUUUCUCACGACAUCUAGCCCUCAUGAUGAAGCACGACUGACCGCCACUCUCAUCCUCUCCAAACGGUGUGGCACCAUCUCCCCUCUUAUCCGCUCACCCCCUCCAACCUCCAUCUCUAUCUCCCUGUCAACCCACCAAACAUGAUUACCCACGAGCAAAGCAUCCUCGAAGGCCCCGAGACCCCCGCUCCGGUCUUUGCAUAUCGCGCCUUCAAGUCAUAUUUCCUCGGCUCACCGUCACCUGAAUCAUCACCUGAUCGACAUCCACGUCUAGCGGAGAAAGAAAACAUACCCAUGGCGAAGUCAUCAUCGUCAAUCCCAAAGCCAGACCCUGCCAAAAUUCUAAGCGUUACCACCCAUAAGCGUGACACGACCAGUUUCAAGGCAGUAGGCAAUGGCCUGGUUUCGCCGGCGAAAGGCAUCUUGAAGACACCGGGGUCGGUGCAAUCGCCGUAUAAGAACCGUAGUGUCAAGUUUGAUAGAAUCAGUCCGGACACUUUGGAAAGCGAGGAUCUGAGAAAAGGUUCUCUUUUCGGCAGACGCGACAGUGAGGCAAUUCAAUCGGCAUCAAAGAACGAUACACAGUUGUUAUCUGCGGUCGCCAGAGAUGUUCCUACGUCUCAACCCGCCAAUAAGCGACAUAGCAGCUCAUCAGUCCCAUCCUCGUCAAAACCCACGUCCACAGCCACUUUACGUCGAGCCUCUACUCCAGUCAGUAGUUCGACCAGAGGAGGACACGACAACAGACUACAGCCCUCAAACACUCCACUACUGACUCCCCACUCGCCAAUUGCUGAUCCCUCGACCGUUCCUUAUUCAACGUUUCUACGUUUCAAAGAGACGACUGAGCAAGAAACCAAGAAGUUGAUUCGCUAUAAUCGCAAGAUGCGCGACUAUGCACGCGAUCGAGAUGCCGAAUGCAGCGAUGCACGCAUGACGAUUCAGAAAUUGCAGAUGGAAAAUGAAACGCUGAAAACGGCCAAUGCAAGGUUGAAGCAGGAUGCGAGACGACAUAUGGAGUCGAGUGCUGGUCAUAUUGAUCGAAGCGAGGGAGAAGUGGCGAUUGAAAAUAUCGAGCUUAAGCAGCGGACUUUGGACCUGGAAGAACGAGAAAGAGUGUUGAAGUUGGAAUUGAAGAAGGUCAAAACAAAAGCCAAAGAGCUAGAACGACUGUUGGGAACUCAUAGUCAAGCACAACACGAACAGCGAUCUCAAAGUUCCAAAGCGGAAGUCCAUGCUCCGAACAACAAGUCGAGAGGACAACCUGAGCAUAAGCGAGAGAAAAGCACCCCGUCAGCCAAAGAUGAGCAUAUCGAGUUAGAUGUCAACGAUGGUCAUCACGUUGAAGCCGAGUAUUUUCAACACCACGAAAAAAGUCCCGCAGCGACGACCAUCCCUCGACCUCACUCCUAUUCCUACUCCCACAGCCAAUCCUAUUCUCAUUCGCAAUCUCACCACCGAGCCAGCGCUCCACGUCCUCAAAGCUACUCUCACCAACCAUGCGUGUCAUCAUCAUCCCACCAGCAGCCUAAAGAACCAACUUCCACCUCCACCACGACAAAUACACCCAAGCCCAACACUCUCAAGCCAACAGCCACCGGUAAUACCAACAUGGACGCAUCACGAGCAGCAGCAGCAAGAGAACGACUAAGACUACGAUCAGAGAAUCGCAAGAUCAGUAACGCUGGUAGCACGGACGUUGGGAUUGACCAAAGGGAAGGACUACGAGACAAAGACAAAGACCGAGAUCGAGAGAGUCAACUCGAUUGGGAGAAUUUGUAGCCAGAUUCAUAGGAGUCGAUUAUUGAUCAUCGUUCUGUCACGCGUCAUUGUGAUUUGCUAUACAUGAAAGAG